Messenger RNA from Diachasmimorpha longicaudata, 6440 nucleotides. RefSeq lists its product as uncharacterized. The transcript is spliced from 27 exons. The record is from RefSeq and is a predicted model, not a curated record. Lineage: Eukaryota; Metazoa; Arthropoda; Insecta; Hymenoptera; Braconidae. The coding region runs from base 511 to 5841 and encodes 1776 amino acids.
CGAUUGGUUGAUGAUCAAUCAACUAACGAUCGACCAGUGAUCGAUUAGCAAUCAACCAUUUGACCAUUGACCGUUAAUCGACUAAACAUUGACUUAUCGACCAUCAAUUGGCUCACCAUCGGCCGAAUACUGGUCGAUCCCCUAUCGAGUCCCCAUCGAUCUCUCCGCCAGGGCAAUCAGAACUCUCUGAAGACUGUCAGCAAUAACAAGCAAUCAGGAAGAUAUUCAGAGCCUUUAUUUCAGUCGUCGUUUCGAAAAACAAAAAUGUUGAGAAUAAUCGAAAGUUAAUGCAACAACUGCAAAAAAAUCAGCGACUUGCGCGGGCGUUCUCCACCUACUACUGUACCUACCUAAUCUCCAUAUCGUUGCUACAACGAAGAGAAUAAAUAAGUUCAUAUCCAUCUCUCUCGUAUACAACGUGGUGUGUAAAAUUGAGGGGUAAAAGAAUCAAAAAUAAAAUGUGCCCCCACCUGACAACCGCGAUUUAGGCACUUGCCAGUUAGUGCGACGAUGUCGAGGACGAACGACGUUUCGACGUUGCGCUGCCAUUAUUGGCGGACGACGAUGACGAGGCCUAGUGCCCUCCUCAUUAAAUUACUUGGUAUUCUAGUUGUAUUAAUUUACACGUGUCAAUAUGUUGAUUGUACUAAGAUAAAUAAACACACCGAUGAUACAUUGCGCGGUGCUAGAGAUAAUAUUCAAUCGAGUAAGACAGUGUCAACUGGACAGCAUCAUCAGGGAAGAGAUACUGAACCGGUUAUUGAGGAGGUCAACGCUAAACAACUCGAGCGAAUACUCAACGACAAGGACUUUGUUGCUGUUUAUUGGUAUGCAAGAAGUUGCACGACGUGUGACAAAGUUCUUGCCGAGCUCGAGAAAAUCGACGACGACACUGAUACAUUCGGUGUUGACUUUGUCAAAAUUAAUGACAAACGUUUGGCGAAACAAUAUGGCAUCAAGAAUUUUCCAGCGCUCACCUACUUCCGAGAAAAAGAGCCGAUCAUCUUCGAAGGUGACCUGAUGGACGAGGAAAGCGUCCUGGACUUCCUGACGAGUCUCGAGGCGAUGGACCUACCGGACAGGAUCGAAGAAGUCAAUGCGAAAAUUCUCGGAAAAAUCGUCGAGGACACGGAGUUCGUUGCUGUACUCUUCUGUCCAAACACGGAGCGGUGCACCGGUAGUGGUUCCAACAAGCCCGACUGCAAGAAGUGCGCAAAGGCCUUGCAAGAGCUGGAAAAUAUUGAUGAUGAGGCAGAUCAACUCGGAAUUGGAUUCGUUAAAAUAGCAGAUGAAGAACUGGCAGAGGAAUACAAUCUGGGGGCACUUCCAGCACUGGUUUAUUACCGUCAUCAAAUACCAAUCAUCUAUGAGCAUGAACUCAGCAAGGAAGAAGACGUCCUUGAAUGGUUGGUGUCCAACAAAAGUACUGGAGAUGAAGAAGAUGUCAUUGAAGAUGUGACAGCUAAAACCCUCAACACUCUUAUCGGAAACAUGGACAAUCUCGUCGUCCUUUUCUAUGACCACGGUGAUGAUGACUCGAUGCAGGUGCUGACGGAGCUCGAAAAGAUUGAUGAUGAUCUCGACAAGCAUGGAAUUCAAUUCGUCAAAAUUGACGAUGACAAGGCAGCCAGGGACUUUGGCAUUGACAGUGUGCCAGCAAUCGUCUACUUCGAACGACAAAUUCCAAAUGUUUAUGAUGGUGAUGUUGAGAAUGAGGAUGAAAUUCUCGAGUGGCUACUUUCUCAGUUGGAAAAGGACGAGAUCGAGGAUGUCACGGAUGAGAUGUUGGAUCGUCUUGUUAAGGAAGGAAAAACCAUUGCAGUGCUUUUUUAUGAUAAUAACGAUCGUAAGUCUCAGCGCGUGCUCAAUGAACUAGAAAACAUCGACGACGAGUGUGAUCAGCUGGGGAUAGUAUUCGUAAAAAUUGACAACGCUGAAGAGGCAGAAGAAUACGGAAUUGAAAAGAUACCGACACUCAUCUACUUCGAGAAGGGAAUCCCCACGAUUUAUGAAGGCAACCUCGAGGAUGAGGAGAAGGUACUGAAGUGGCUGGAGCAUCAACAAGCGUCGGAUCAGAUUGAGGACAUCACUGAUGAGAUGCUCGAUAUGGUCAUUUUGAAGAUGCCACAUGUUGCCGUUCUAUUCUAUGAUAAGAAUCAGAAGAAGAGCCAGAAAAUUGUAACCGAACUGGAAAACAUUGAUGAUGACUGUGAUGAACACGACAUUGCAUUUGUGAAAAUUGAUGAUGAUGAGGAAGCUAAGGAGUAUGGAAUUGAUACACUGCCAGCUCUUGUUCUGUUUGAGAGAGGCAUUCCUCAUUUGUAUGAUGGUGAUUUAAUGAAUGAAGAUCAACUUUUGGGUUGGCUUCUUCACCAGAAGAAACACCGUGAGAUUCCCGAAGUCACAGAUGAAAUGAUGGAGAAACUCAUCGAGAACACACAGUAUCUUGCUGUUCUGUUUUACGAUAAGGAGGACAAGCAAAAUAUGAGAAUCUUGAAUGAAUUAGAAAACAUUGACGAUGAGCUCGAAAAAGAGGGCAUCGUCAUUCUGAGAAUUGAUAAUGACGCCGAGGCCAAGGAAUAUGGCAUUGAUCAUCUUCCGACGUUGAUCUACUUCGAGGACAAAAUUCCAGCAAUUUACGAAGGAGAUCUGCUGAACGAAGAUGAUGUCCUUGAAUGGCUCAUUGAGCAGAAGAAUACAGCGACGAUUGAGGAGGUCACCGAUGAAAUCCUUAAUGAUCUGAUUGAAGAACAUGAAUACGUUGUCGUCUUCUUCAGUGGCCGUUGCGAUGAUGGAGGUGAAUGCGAAAUUGUUUUGAAAGAGCUUGAAAACAUUGAUGACGAACUAGAUGAAACCGGUAUAAUUUUUGUCACAACCGAGGAUCUUGGAGUAGCGAAAAAACAUGGAAUCAAACCUCUCCCGGCACUCGCAUUCUUCAGAAAUAAGGAGCCACUGGUUUACAGUGGUGAUCUGGAAGAUGAAGAUGAAGUUCUCUCUUGGCUGACUGAUGAGAACACACUGGAGAUCCCUGGGAAGAUAGAGGAAGUCAACGCUAAAAUGUUGGAGAACAUUCUUGAUGAAAAUGAUCACGUUGUUGUCUUCUUUUAUAAAGAGGGCGACAAGAAGAGCCACAAAAUUCUUCAAGAACUGGAGAACAUCGAUGAUGAGUGUGAAGAAGAGGACAUUGAUUUCGUCAAAAUUUCUGAUGAUGGAAUCGAGAAGGAGUAUGAUCUCCCUGGACUACCAGCCCUUGCAUUUUAUCGUCACAAAUUCCGACAGAUUUAUACCGGAGACAUGAUGCACGAGGAGGCUAUUCUUGAUUGGGUAUUAGAGCUUCGACGAUCAACUCCAGAUGUUAUCGAGAAUGUCGACCGGAAAACGCUUCAAGUAUUAAUUAAUGAUGUUGAACAUCUCGCUGUAUUUUUCUAUGAUGAACAUGAUGAAACGUGUCGUGAGAUUCUCGACGAAUUGGAAACAAUCGAUGAUGACACUGACAAAUAUGGCAUUCAAUUUGUCAAAUCAAACGACGCUAAACUCGCAGCUGAAAUCGGUAUUUUCUCAUUUCCAGCGCUGGUCUAUUACGAGACUGGUGUACCCAUCAUGUACGACGGAAAUCUGUUGGACGAAUCCGAAGUUCUUGACUGGAUGACAAAGCAGAGAAACGAUGCGAGUAUCGAAAAGAUAAAUCGCGAGCAGUUGCAGAAGUACAUCGAGACGAAAGAGUUCUUAGCCGUAGUCUUCUAUAAAGAGGAGGAUCCGGAAAGUCCCCGGAUACUUCGUCACAUUGAGUUGAUCGACGAUGAGGCAGCCGAAUAUGGAAUAAAAAUAGUUCAAAUGGGCGAUCGUCUGAUGGCGAAGAAAUACGGCUUCAGAAAUCCCCCAGGUAUCACAUAUUUCCGAAAAGGGAAAUAUAUAAAUUACGACGGUGAUAUUGACGAUGAGGAGGAGAUUCUCGAUUGGUUGACAAAUCCAGAAAAUAUGGAAUUGACUGAUCACAUUGAGAGGAUCAAUCGAAAAAUGUUCGAUAAGAUACGACAGACCAACGACUACGUCGCUGUCUUUCUUUACAGCAAAGAAUGCAAACAGUGCAGUCGUGUGCUUAGUGAGAUUGAGCAUAUUGAUGAUGAGGCUGAUCACGCUGGAAUAAAUUUCGUUAAAAUUGAUGACAAACAAUUGUCAAAGGAGUUCGGCGUCUUCGCUCUACCAGCAAUUUUGUUCUUCAGAUUGGGCUCCAAGGAACCUGUCAUCUACGCUGGUGAUCUUUACGACGAAGAGCAGAUACUCCAGUGGCUGAUGACUCAGAAAGAUCCCUCUGGUGAAGUAAUAGAAGCCCUCGAGGGCGAAGACCUUCUUCAUUUAAUUCGAGAAUCCGACGCAUUAGCCGUUUAUUUCUGGAACGGAACGCUUUGCGACAUGUGCCAAUCGAAAGCGUUCCGCAAGCAGAUGCGUCACAAGCAGGAGCAGAGGAUUGCCGAGCAGGCCGAGGCGACCGAAGAUGCCAUUGACAGCGACGAGUGUGAGCAGUGCGCUGGAAUACUUGAGGAACUGGAGAACAUUGAUGAUGACUGUGAUAGACAUGGAAUUACAUUUGUCAAAACUCAGGACUUUAAGAUAGCCGAAGACUACGGUGUAACUGACUUUCCAGUAUUAGUUUACUACGAGUCCCAAACGGCAAAUGUCUUCGAAGGUGAUUUAGCCGAAGAAGAAGAAGUGCUGCAGUGGUUGAUCACUCAGAAAACUGAAGAUCGAAUUGAGUUAAUCACUCGAGUGAUGUUAGAAUCAGCUGUAGAGGACACACAAUACCUGGCUGUCUAUUUCUAUAAACAAAAUUGUCAUAUCUGUGAUGACAUUCUCGAGGGAUUGGAACGUAUCGACGAUGAGUGCGACGUAUUUGGUAUUCAUCUAGUGAAAAUACGAGAUCCGCAACUAGCGAAGAGAUACUCCAUCAAGACAUUUCCAGCUCUGGUCUACUUCAGGAAUGGAAAUCCACUGUUAUUCGAAGGUGACCUGCAGAAUGAGGAAUCAGUGCUUGAGUGGCUGAUUGACGACGACAAUCGAGAAUUAGCAGAUGAAAUUGAGUCGGUUAAUGACAGAAUGCUGGAGAGACUAUUGGAUGAGUCUCCAUUUCUAGCUGUUUUCUUCUAUGAUGAAGACUGUCCAGAGUGCGAUGAGAUAAUGGAAGCUCUGGAGCAAAUCGACGGUGAAGCAGAUCUCUUUGGGAUUGACUUUGUUAAGAUAUCAAGUCCAGAGGCUGCGGAAAAAUACCAAAUCAUCAACGUUCCGUCAUUAGUUUAUUUUAGAAAAAAAAUGCCCCUAAUUUACGAUGGAGAUUUGACUCAAGCUGACAAGAUUCUGCAGUGGCUAACAUCUCAGGAUGUCUUCGAAAUAAAAAAUGAGAUCGAAGAGGUCAACAGGAAGAUGUUGGAUAAAUUAUUAGAGGAAAACGAAUUCGUAACUGUUUUUUUCUAUGAACACAACAACAAGGAGAGCGCCGAAGUUAAUCAAAAACUAGAAAGUAUCGACAGUGAAACUGAUAAUCUAGAUAUAACGUUCGUUAAAAUGGCGGAUACACGUUAUGCCAGGAAAUGGGGAGUUACAAAAUUACCGGCGAUUGUUUACUUCCGUAAGAAAUUUCCAAGUAUUUAUCGAGGUGAUUUACACAAGGAAGGAGAGGUCCUUGAAUGGCUGAGGAAAAAUAGGUUCCGUCAGCCGGAACUCAACAUCUACAUGUACAUGCUGAUAGCAAUGGGGGUUUUGUUCGCAUUGUACACUGGUUUUCUUCUUUCGUGCUUCCGUUCAGAUCCAAAUCCAGCACCAGUGGCACAUCCAAAACAAGCAUGAGGAUAAUUCCAUCAUCCGAAUCCAUAAAUUAAUGUACUCUGUCAGCAGUAUUUGUUGUUCCAUAAUUAAUUUUUUUUUUUCAUCGAAAAAACGAGGGAGAAAAUAUCGUCACGAAUGAGAGGACAUCUUGUGCGACAUGCGUACGACUUCCAAGACUUCAAUUUCAUCCGUAAACUUAGUAAAACUUCACGGAUCAAUUUCUUUUUUCUAUAUAUAAUGUGACUAAUUUUACUUGAAGUAAUAUAAUAACAUAAUGUAUAGGCAUAAAACGAAACAACAAACACACAUGUAUUUAUAAUAUUUGUUGGCUUAUUUUGUUGUUAAAUUGUUAUGUCAACUUGUUAUAUUUAAACAAGAAAAAGAUUCAAUCCUGUGUAACAUAAAGACAUCUGUGUAUCAUACAAUAUUCAAUUGUAAUUGUAAAUGAUCUUCGGAUCGACUAAUUCCGUUUAUCUUGCAGAAAACCAAAACUGUUAUGGUGAGAGUUAUGAUAUUAUUGAAAAUUUCUGAUAAAUGAAUAAAAAAGGAUGUUCACCUUUUGGACCAAUUUUUUAGUGUUCGACUGGCUAAAGUUGCAAUAAAUGAGACAAAUAAAAUUA